CACCCGCCACUGGGGAUGUGCCGGCAACCAAGGUACUUGCCCUUGACCGGAAUCAACCUGGGACCCUUUAGUCCGCAGGCCGAUGCUCUAUCCACUGAGCCAAACCAGUUAGGGCGACGUAGCUCUCUUUUAAGGCUGAGUUACUGGAAUAAUAAUGAUGAAACAAAAUAAAAAUAGACAGUAGGAUCCCCUUUCAAAGAGAUGUCCAUGUGUCAGCUUCAGAGUAAGAAACCCACAUGUUUAUACAGUUAUUUAUAUGUAAUGUGGUUUUCAUUCACUAUUUUAUAAAGAUCUGCAUACAUUUGUUUCCUUGCUGUAAUCAUACAAGGACAAUGAAUGAAAUGCUGAAACAAUAAAUUGUAUACCAUACGGAUUCAAAACAGUACUUUUCUGUUGCCAGAGUUGGCAUGAUGGACUUGUGAAAGAAUUCCCUCACAAGUACCAGGUACAGGGUAGCUGGUGUCCAGGCUAAUGUUAGUGCCUAAUUGCAUUGUUCCCAUAGGGCUGUUUCCCUCAAAACUUGCAAACUAUUAACCUUGACCCUCAUUAAGGACAUUGCUAGCAUUUUAAACUUACUAGUUUUCUGUGUAUAUUUUAGUGCUAUAGACUGCAAUUCCAAAUUAGACUUACUUUUAGUAUAUCACUUUACACUGUUGAUCUAUAAUUCAUCACCUGAGCACACCAAGGGAGGCAGUGUUGUGAACGGUACACUGUAAACUACUUGGUGGAACCAUGCUUUGUAUUUUAAAGUGUAUAAUUAUAUUUAAAAUCAAGUAAGACUUAGAUUUGUGCCUGAUUUUCUUUGCAAAUAUGGAUUUGUUAUCUGAGGGUUGCAGUUGAUGGAUAUUUGGAUACUAUAUUAAUAUGUUUGCGGCUGCUACCAAGAGCUUUGUCAAGCAAGUUGGAGAUGGAGGGAGAUUAGUUCCUGUUCCAAGCCUCAGUGAAGCGGACAAAUACCAACCUCUAAGUCUGGUGGUGAAAAAGAAGCGAUGCUUUCUGUUUCCUAGAUAUAAAUUUACCUCGACACCUUUUACACUGAAAGAUAUUCUUCUAGGAGACAGAGAAAUUUCAGCUGGUAUUUCAUCUUAUCAGUUACUGAAUUAUGAAGAUGAAUCAGAUGUUUCACUCUAUGGAAGGCGAGGCAACCAUAUUGUGAAUGAUGUUGGGAUUAACGUUACUGGAUCAGAUUCUGUUGCAGUAAAAGCUUCAUUUGGUGUAGUAACUAAACAUGAAGUGGAAGUUUCAACGUUACUCAAGGAAAUUAGUUCACGAAAAAUUAAUUUUGACCACAGCUUGAUACGUCAGUCAAGGAGCAGCAGAAAAGCAGUAUUGUGUGUUGUCAUGGAAAGCAUUCGAACCACACGACAGUGCUCACUGUCUGUGCAUGCUGGAAUUCGUGGGGAGUCCAUGCGGUUUCAUUUUAUGGAUGAACAGAAUCCCAGGGGAAGGGACAAAGCUAUUGUUUUCCCAGCACACACAACCAUAGCUUUCAGUGUUUUCGAACUCUUCAUUUACUUGGAUGGUGUCUUUGACCUUUGUGUCACUUCAGUGUCAAAAGGAGGAUUUGAAAGGGAAGAAACAGCAACGUUUGCCGUGCUCUACAGAUUGAGAAAUAUACUAUUUGAAAGAAAUAGAAGAGUGAUGGACGUCAUUUCUCGUUCCCAGCUUUACUUAGACGACCUUUUUACUGACUACUAUGAUAAACGUUUCAGCAUGACUGAUAUUUCACUCAAAGAGGGGACUCACAUCCGUGUUAACUUACUUAAUCACAACAUUCCAAAAGGACCUUGCAUACUCUGUGGGAUGGGGAACUUAAAAAGGGAGACGGUUUAUGGGUGCUUUCAGUGCUCUGUCGAUGGGCAGAAGUAUGUGAGACUUCAUGCAGUUCCUUGUUUUGAUAUUUGGCACAAGAGAAUGAAAUAAAAUGAAAAAUGAAUGCACUCUGCUGGUGUUUAAGGUUCAACUGUGCCACACACCUUUCCAAAAAUGAAUUGUGACAAAUUAAAGAGGGAAAGAAGUUAA
Messenger RNA from Myotis lucifugus (little brown bat), 2022 nucleotides. It is a transcript of the gene PJVK, whose product is annotated as pejvakin. The record is from RefSeq and is a predicted model, not a curated record. The coding region runs from base 865 to 1923 and encodes 352 amino acids. Gene Ontology annotation, biological process: programmed cell death. The transcript has 7 exons. Gene Ontology annotation, cellular component: cytoplasm. NCBI's taxonomy places the organism in Eukaryota, Metazoa, Chordata, Mammalia, Chiroptera, Vespertilionidae.